AUGUGCAUCACAACAGGCAAGGGCUCACCUGUGGAUCAUGUCCCCUUUGAGCCGAUUGCCAUCGUCGGCAUGGCCUGUCGCCUGCCGGGAUCGAUUACGACCCCUUGUGAUCUCUGGGAUGUACUCGUUAAUAGGAAAUCGGUCCAGACCCCAACUGUGCCCGAAAGCCGGUUUAAAAUUGAUGCGUUCUACCAUGAGAACCUGAAUAGACCCGGCAGUUUCAAUGUCCGUGGAGGUUACUUUCUUGACGGCAGUCCUCAGGACUUUGAUCCCAACUUCUUCGGCAUCACCCCGAUUGAGGCCAUGUGGCUAGAUCCGCAGCAACGGCGUAUGCUUGAAGUUACGUAUGAGUGUUUGGAGAACGCCGGUAAGAGAUUGGAAGAUGUUGCUGGGGAGAGUAUCGGGGCAUUUGUGGGCUGCUUCACCUCAGAUUACCAACAGAUGCUUCAUCGCGAACCGGACUUCCGGCACGAAUAUGCAGCCACAGGGACUGACCCUGGUCUCCUCAGUGCGAGGAUCUGUAAUGUGUUCGACCUACGCGGACCAAGCGCCGUUAUCAAUAGCGCCUGUUCUUCAUCUAUGACUGCUAUACAUCAAGCAUGUCAGGCACUUCAGACGGGCGAAUGCGACGGCGCAAUCGCAGGAGGCGUGAAUCUAAUUGUUUCAGUCGAUCAGCACAUGGAUACCGCUAAGCUGGGGAUCCUAUCGCCAACAUCCACCUGCCACACCUUUGAUGCUGCAGCAGAUGGGUACGGCCGUGCCGAAGGAGCAGGCGCCAUCUACCUACGCAGGCUCAGUGAUGCACUUCACAGUGGUGAACCGAUUCGAGCAGUCAUCCGCGGCUCAGCGCUUAAUACAAAUGGAAAAGUUAAAGACCAAGGAAUCACCCAUCCCAGUGUUCAAGGCCAAGAAAGGGUCCUACGUGCUGCUUACAAGAGAGCCGGCUUGGACCCAACAGACACACUCUAUGUUGAAUGCCAUGGGACUGGCACACCGGUUGGCGAUCCCAUAGAAGUCAAAGCCAUUUCUAACGGAAUGAAUGAAAGACGGAGUCGCCAGCAGCCGCUACUGCUGGGUGCAAUCAAAGCGAAUAUCGGCCAUAGUGAAGCUGCCAGUGGUAUAUUUGCUGUGAUCAAAGCGGCGUUGAUGGUGGAGUCUGGUAUCAUACCCGGGGUAGCGGGCUUCAUAACACUCAACCCAGCUAUCAAGGAAGACGAGUGGAAUGUGAAAAUCAAUGUGGAUACUAGACCGUGGCCUGAGAGCCCUCUCACCCGGCGGGUUGGAGUAUCGUCCUUCGGAUAUGGUGGCACCAACGGCCAUCUGAUUGUGGAGGCCGUCCAUUCUGACCACGGGAGGCUAAUGUUCAAACCAGAGUAUAGAAACUCAAACCCUGGAAAGGCUCUGAACAUCGAAGCGCACGCUUGUAUCGUCGAGAAUCACCGCCUUCAAGACUUGGCAUACACACUCAAUUGCCAUCGAACUCACUUUUCACACAGAGCCUUUACUAUUGCACUAGAAGGACAUGAAGUAGAAAACUUCAGCAAGCCAAAUCUCGAGUUCGACGUGGCAGAAGAUCCUGGCCCGAUCGCCUUCGUCUUCACGGGACAGGGUGCGCAAUGGGUUGGCAUGGGAAAAGAUGCUAUGCGCAAUCUACCCGUGUUUAGCACGACCAUAAAGUAUUUAGAUCAGUAUAUGAGGACACUACAGCCACCGGUAGGAUGGACCAUAGAGGAAGCGUUGUUGGGAAACAUUGAUUCAGACCACAUAGCGGAGCCUGAUGUUGCACAGCCACUCUGCACAGCAAUUCAGAUCGCAAUAGUCGAUCAGCUAAGAACAUGGGGAAUUACCCCCUCUGCCAUCGUGGGACACUCUUCCGGAGAAAUCGCAGCAGCAUACGCAGCGGGCUUGCUAUCUGCUCGGGAAGCCUUUGCAACCUCUUUCUAUCGUGGCGAGGCAGUUGCACAGAAAAGCCCUGCAGGCUCAAUGCUUGCUGUAGGCCUCGGGGUGGACAAGAUCGAACCUUAUAUUCGUGGCACAGACUUUGUCGUUUCAUGCGAGAAUUCCCCGGAUAGUGUGACGUUGAGUGGCUCGACGAGUGCGAAAGAAAAGCUGAAAACGCAAAUUCACGCCUCUGGUGUAUUCAUGAGGGAGCUAAUAACAGGAAGACCCUACCACUCGCCCGCAAUGGAACCUGUUGCUGAAUCUUAUGAGCAACUACUUCUGGAUGCAAGCCGGAGGACUGAUUCGUCUACCGCCUCAGAACGGCUCGCCCGGGUCCCAAUGAUUUCUUCUUUGACAGGGAGCCAGGUUUACGAAUCUGAUAUCAAUCCUAAGUAUUGGGCGGAAAACCUCUCUAAUAGGGUUCGCUUUCAUGCAGCAAUAGUCGCGCUUAACAGUCUGGAAGAGUUGGAGUUGAAUCACUUUGUCGAAAUUGGGCCUCAUUCAGUCCUCGGUGGGCCGUUGAAGCAGAUAAUGUCUGCAGAUGGUAUUUCAAAGGAAUUCAAAUACAUACCGAGCCUUAUCAGAGGAUCUGAUUCAUGCAACGACUUGCUGCGGGUCGCUGGGCGUCUGUUCCUCGCCGGCUAUGCUGUCCGCUUGCAGAAUGUGACAAACGACUUGGCCAGAGAACCAGGGCCGCAACUGCUAGUUGAUUUGCCCGCGUAUCAGUGGAACUACACAAAAGACUAUUGGCAAGAGACCCGCUUAAGUCAGGAGCAGCGCCAACAGUCAGAGCCUCGACAUGAUCUACUGGGGAGACGGGUGGCCGGCCUCUCUGAUACCAAUCAUGUUUGGAAAAAUGUUCUACGGCUUCGGGAUGUGCCGUGGCUAAGGGAUCAUCGCGUUGGCAGCGAGCUUUUGCUACCUGGUGCAGCGUACAUUGCAUUGGCUAUUGAAGCCCUGUGGCAGAUUAGCGAUACUUCAUUCAGCCCUUGUGAUGGAGUUUGCUUGAAAGACUUCAACUUUCAGCAAGGCCUUGUGAUACCGGACAAUGAUCAUGGGAUUGAGGUAGUAACUCGACUGACGCGGGAGAGCGAUAAGGGAUCCGACUGGUAUACAUUCACCGUCGAGUCUCUCCUGGACAACCACUGGACCAUCCAUUGUGGUGGCCAUAUAACGGCUCGCAAGACCAAGCUUAAUGUAUCCAGCCAGUGUCACCAACAUGUCAUUAAGAAAUUGCAUCAACGUACCAACCCCGACAGGUGGUAUAGAACGUUCGAUCGAGUUGGAGUCUUUUAUGGCAACACGUUUCAGCGCUUAGGGCAGGUCGAAUCCAACGGCCGGGAUUACGCAGCAGCAAGUACCAUCGGGUUAAACCAAAAGAGUGGGACGAUUGCCGGCGAGUCAAGAUAUGUCAUGCAUCCCGGAACUAUUGAUGCCUGUUUCCAGCUUGCCAUUAUCUCCUUCGAGCAGGGACGAUAUAAUGUCAUGCCUUACAGCACCAUCCCCAUGCGGGUCGAAGAGAUGACCAUUGCUUAUCCUGAAGAAACCGAAGGAAAUGCAUUCGCAUGGACAGACGAGUGCCAGCGCCCCUUUUUCCGGUCACACAUACAGCUAGUUAAUUCGAAUGGGCACCCGAUGCUGGAAUGUAAGGGAAUAUGGUUCAAGGAGCACGAGAUGAGCUGGUCGGCUCGCUCGACAGCGGUCGUUCCGGAUCAGAAGUACAUGCAAUACCGAUGGCAACCUGACAUUGACUAUGCAGCUAAGUAUCAGGGACAGUCAUCCUACAAGUCGCUGGAAGAGGCUGCCCACGAAUUAGUUGGCCUGAUUAACCACAAGCGACCGAUGCAAAGAGCUUUCGUUGCUGUAGGAGACGACUAUAGCCUCUUAGAGGCCGUGACGCGCCAGUUUCCCGUUACUGGAAAGUUAACCAAUGCUGAGUUCGACGGGGAUGUCAAAAAGAAACUCAAGUUCUCUCUACCGGAGGAUACAUCGAUAAUACAGUUCUCACCAGAAAUCCCCCAGUUGUCUUCAAGCUUGCAGGGCGCACAUGACCUUGUCAUUUUCAAGGGCCAGUUGAAUACGGCCAUUAUCCAAGAACUACAAUCUAUUUUGGCGCCCACCGGUAGGAUGCUCAUAAUGCAGGAUGGGAACACAUCGGUAACUAGCAGCUGUCUGGAUUGUCCUUCCAUAAUAUCUAGGCCAGCAUUAGAGCUAUGUGUCUCACAGACUAGCCUGCUUCUCUCCCAGGAGUUAGAGUACGAAGGUGACCGACAACCAGAGCCAGCAGCGGUUACCUUGGUAGUCAAAGAAAGUUCGGACCAACGUCUCGUGAGGGAGUGUGUGGAAGAGCUACAGGUCCUGGAAGUGGCUGUCGAUGUAGUAAAUUUGCACCGGACAAACCAUGCAUUUCACCAACAUACGGUGAUUCUUGACAUCGAUGGUACCAUUUUGUCGAAUCCCUGCCAGACACAAUUUGACAUGCUCAAGAAGCUGGUUCUCUCUGAGGAAAGUGUGCUUCUCUGGCUCACUUUGGGUGUCAACCAAGGCCGCACUGCCGAAGGCGGGCUGAGUCUAGGAUUCCUGCGGGUUGUCAGAUCGGAGAAUCCUGGAGCUAAGAUCCUAUCGUUGGAUGUUGACUGGGAGGAGUCUCCCCAGAGCAUCGCACAGGCUAUGUUGGCAGUUCUGGGAUCUGCAGCACCUCAGAGCUCUGGCCAGGAGAUGGAGUUCUGGCUUCACGAAGGCAUUCUCCACACCAAUCGGUUGGUGCCAUGGACAUGUCCCAGUACGUCUCCGAAGGAUAGUCAGGCGGUUAAAUUGCCACUGGACAUGCCGCUACAGAGCGGAUUUGUGAAAAGCGAGUUCAUCUUCAGGGUCAAUGAGGAGUUUUCGAUGGACUCAAAGGUGGACGAACUAUGUCUCCAGGUGAAGAUGACCGAGUACCAGGGUUGGGCUCCUGACCAUCGCACAAAGCAACCGGUCAUCGUUGUUGGCCAUACAAUUUCCAAUGAUCGCGAAAGUACACUUCGCCAGGUAGUCACACUCUCCGCACAGAGUGGGUACCAAACUAUCGUCAAGGCACAGAAAGGUGCCUGUUUCGAAUAUGAAGGUCUCGACCCAGCACUUCUUUGUGCUGCCCUUCCAACCGUAUGCAAAGUCCUUCUCUGCAUGAGCUGGCUAGGAAGAGCCCAAAAGGAUGAUCAUAUCCUCAUUUUACAUAUGCCCCUCUUGUUUGCUAAGGUGGCCAUCAGUCUUAGUAAGGAAUUGAAUGUCCGGAUCACUGUCGUUGUAGCGACACAAGAAGGGAGUGAAGAACUAUACGAAGCCUCGGCGUCCGGCAUCCCGAUUGUUGUGGUUGAGGAUAUGCAUGCGUCUCAUAUGUCGCCAGUCCUCGAAGCCACCUCCGGGAAGUUUUCACUGGUGAUAUGCGAUAAGUUCUCAACAGCUGGUCAAGAGGCAUGGAGACAUAUAUCAGCGGCCGGUCGGUUUGUCUUAUGCAAUGAAGGUAUGGAAGGGAAGCUGGAUACAGGUCCUUUUACCAAGGGUGCUUCUUUCCUGCCGAUGGGAUACGAAAACCUCGGUACACAACAAGGGAUGACGGCUGAAAUCCUACAGGAUGGUUUGGAGUUUUUGAAGAAGAACAAGGACAUCUGGACGUCCCAUGUGCCAGUUUACAGCAUUGAUCAAAUGCCCACGCAGUCAAAUGGCAACCAGUUCAAUGCAUCUCCAGGUUCAACUGGAGAGGUACAUGCGGCAGUGCAAUUCAAAUAUGGUGAAAGUACGGUAAAGAUCCUACCUCAGAUCCGACGGGUCAAGUUCUUCCCUGAUGCAGCAUACCUACUCAUUGGAGGGCUCGGCGGCCUUGGAAGCAGUCUGGUCCGCUGGAUGGCUGAACGAGGAUGUCGGCAUUUCAUUUUCGUGUCACGCUCAGGCGCAACGCAGCCAAAGGCAGCACAGACCGUUGAACUUGCUGAAAAGGCCAGUGCAUCUGUACAGGUAUUUCAGGCUGAUGCUGGCAAUGAGUCCGAUAUGAGAGCAAUUGUCGCCCGAGCGAUGAAAGAAAGACCGAUCCGUGGUGUGGUGCACGCUGCAAUGGUACUGCAGGACGGCCUACUUCAGGGCAUGACAGCAGCGCAAUACCAAGCUGCCGUCACCCCCAAACUCCGCAUAGCACAUGUCCUCCAUUCCGUCCUCAUCAACGCCCUACUAGACUUCUUCGUCAUGACCAGUUCGAUCUCGGGCACAAUAGGCACACCAGGUCAGACAAAUUACAGUGCCGGGAACAGCUUCCUCGAUGCGUUCGCAGUAUACCGCCAGUCCCUUGGCCUACCCGCCUGCUCGAUAGCGCUACCCAUGCUCCUCGACGUCGGCGUAGUAGCAGAAAACCAAACCGUCGAGGACUCUCUCCAGCGAUUAGGCUUCUACGGAAUUGACGAGGUAGAGAUGCUCGAGGGUCUCGAAGUCGCCAUGUCUCCGAGAAGUCCCAGUCAUCUCGUGUUAGGGCUCGAUCCUUCCCUGCUGCACCGUUCUGCCGGUACAAACCGUCUAUUCUGGCAUGGUGAUGCUCGUCUGCGUGAUGUGCAGCGUGACUUGGAUCUUGUGCACGGUUCGUUGAGAGCUUCGAAACCGGAUGGGGAAGUUAUCGGUGAUGGGGAGGAGCUGGAUUAUGAGACGCUAAUGGCGCACGUUGGAGAUCGGAUUGUACAGAAAUGCGCGAGUAUGUUGGGGAGGGAGAUUGACGAGAUUAAUUUCAGUAAAGGGACUGUUGCCUCGUAUGGACUGAAUAGUAUGAUUGGGUCCGAGUUGCAGCAGUGGUUGUCUGGGGAGUUUGGACUGGCGUUGAGUUUUCAUGCGUUUACUGCGCCGGAGAUGACGUUUGAAGGGUUGACGAGGCAGGCGGUUGAGGCGCUCGGGGCGGGUGGUGCGAAGUGA
This is a messenger RNA of Aspergillus neoniger CBS 115656, 6870 nucleotides long. RefSeq names its product polyketide synthase. Gene Ontology annotation, biological process: fatty acid biosynthetic process; secondary metabolite biosynthetic process. Gene Ontology annotation, molecular function: fatty acid synthase activity; 3-oxoacyl-[acyl-carrier-protein] synthase activity. The record is from RefSeq and is a predicted model, not a curated record. The transcript has 12 exons. The coding region runs from base 1 to 6870 and encodes 2289 amino acids. Lineage: Eukaryota; Fungi; Ascomycota; Eurotiomycetes; Eurotiales; Aspergillaceae.